AUGAUCGAAUGUAACCUUUCUUUUAAUUACAUUCACGAUUAUAAUUUAAAUGAAGAUUUUUUUUCCUUUUUAUCCGUUCAACCAAAAGACGCUGUAAUUUAUGUUUUGGAAAAAAUAUUUGAAGAGAAAAAUCGUAUAUACGAUCCUUUAUUAUAUUUACGUUCAGAGAUCAAGAAACGUAUUAAUGUUUCUGUCAAAUUUAAUGAAGUACCUAAUCAUUGUGCAAUGAUGCGUAAGGUAGUAGUAACUCCUACUACUAUGUAUAUGUUACCUCCAACUAUGGAAACUUCUAAUCGAGUGAUUCGUAAUUAUGAAUAUAAAAAAGAUAAUUUCUUACGAGUACAUUUUUCUGAUGAAGCAUCAAAUCCAAUCGGUUCAUCAAGUGGAAAUUUUAAUGAUACUUUUAAUGAUGCUUUAUAUAAUAGGAUUUAUUAUACAUUAAAUAAUGGUAUUAAAAUUGGAAAUGUACAUUAUGAAUUUUUGGCCUUUUCUUCAAGUCAAUUGAGAGAUCAUUCUUGUUGGUUUUUCGCAUCAACUGAGGAUUUAACCGCAAAUAAUAUAAGAAAGUGGAUGGGUGAUUUCUCGGAUAUCAAAACUGUUGCAAAAUAUGCUGCACGUAUGGGUCAAUGUUUUUCAAGUACUAGAGUGAUUCAAUAUGUUCCAGUUAGUGAUAUUAAAGAAAUUCCCGAUAUAAUUAGAAAUGGGUAUACAUUUUCUGAUGGUAUAGGAAAAAUAUCUUUUUCAUUAGCAGAAGUAAUUGCAAAAGAAUUAGAUUUAAAAAGAAUUCCAAGUGCUUUUCAAUUUAGAAUGGCGGGAUAUAAAGGAGUUUUAUGUCAAUCACGUUAUUUGAGAGCAAAUCAAGUUCAAGUUCGUCCAAGUCAACAUAAAUUUAAAUCAAAUCAUAAUAUAUUGGAAAUUGUUAGAUGUUCAUCUUACCUUCCAUCUUAUCUUAAUAGGCAAGCCAUUACAUUAUUAUCAGCAUUAGGAAUACCAGAUGAUGUAUUCAUUCGAAUGAAGGAUCAACAAGUCAGUGAAUUGAGUAGAAUUUUUGAAAGUGAUCUUUUAGCGUUAAAUGUUUUACAACAAAAUAUUGAUGAAUAUGAAACUUCACAAUCACUUAUAGAAUUAGUAAAAGCUGGAUUCCUACAAUCAAAAGAUCCUUACUUAAUUAAUUUAAUUUCUUUAUUUCGUAUCAAGAUGUUACAAGAUCUUAAAAAGAAAGCAAAAAUUCGUGUGGGUAGAGGAGCAUUUUUAAUGGGUGUAUUAGAUGAAACGAAAACUUUAAAAGAUAAUGAAGUGUAUUGUUGUAUAUCUGAUCCUUGUAAUCCAUCUAAAAGAAAAGUAAUUACUGGAACUUGUAUUGUAUACCGUAACCCUUGUUUUCAUCCUGGAGACAUACGAAUCGUUAAAGCUGUAUAUUGUAAUACUUUGAGCAAUCUGAUGGAUGUAUUGGUAUUUCCUUCAGUUGGAUAUCGUGAUAUUCCAAAUCAAUGUAGUGGUGGUGAUCUAGACGGUGAUGAUUUUACAAUAAUUUAUGACGAACAUCUAAUCCCAAGUGAAGCGCAUGAACCCAUGAAUUAUAAAUCUAAAAAACCAAAACCGGUCGAUCAUGUAACUAUGGAAAGCAUUAAAGCAUUUUUUGUAAAUUAUGUAUUUUCUGAUCAACUUGGUAAGAUCGCCAAUGCUCAUUUGGCAAAAGCGGAUUCUUUUCCAAAUGGCGCACUCCAUGGACAAUGUAAAGCUCUCGCUCAUUUACACUCGGAUGCUGUAGAUUUUCCAAAAACGGGAAUACCGGCAAUAGUUCCACAGGAACUUCGUGUAGAACGCUUUCCAGAUUUUAUGGAAAAACAUGAUAAACUAAGUUACGAAUCUGAAAAAGUUCUGGGUAUUUUAUAUCGUUCUAUUAAAGUAGUAGACUAUGAACGAUAUACUAGUUUGAAUUUCGAUAAAAGGUUAUUAUAUGUUGAAGGAUAUGAAAAAUAUUUAAAUAAUGCAUUAAGACUUAAACGUGCAUAUGAUGCAGAGAUAAAAGGGGUCAUGAAUCAAUUUGGAAUUAUGACCGAAUUUGAAGUAGUUAGUGGAUACAUUAUUAAUACAAUUACCAAAAUUGAUAAGAAAAAACCAAGAAAUGUAAUAAAAUCUGUAAUGGAUACAAUAAUUCCAAUUAGAAAAAGUUACCGAAAAAAAUUUGAGGAAGAGUUUUAUGAAGAAGGAACUAAAAUUAUUCCAUCAACAGCUUCUGAUCAAAUGAAAUCAAAAGCCGUUGCUUGGUACUGUGUAACGUAUGGAUUGAAGGAUGAAGAUAUGAUAUCUUUUCCUUGGAUUGUGUACGACAUUUUAUGUGAAAUUGUUAAAAAUAGUAAGAUUAAAUGA
This is a messenger RNA of Rhizophagus irregularis DAOM 181602=DAOM 197198, 2373 nucleotides long. RefSeq lists its product as uncharacterized. NCBI's taxonomy places the organism in Eukaryota, Fungi, Glomeromycota, Glomeromycetes, Glomerales, Glomeraceae. Gene Ontology annotation, molecular function: RNA-directed RNA polymerase activity. The record is from RefSeq and is a predicted model, not a curated record. Gene Ontology annotation, biological process: siRNA processing. Gene Ontology annotation, cellular component: nuclear RNA-directed RNA polymerase complex.